CAAGCAGUGAUAUGGACAGAGUAACUGCAAAUGCGUAUGAUACAAGUAUUGAACGAUCUAAAACUGAAGAUAUUAUACGACAUAUUAAAAAUUUAAUUGAUGAAGCUAGUCUUAAAAAUAUUAAUAUUAAAGCACUUGUUUUUGACUCAGCAGGGGAAUAUACAGCUGCACAACAUCAUUUGUGA
This is a messenger RNA of Racocetra persica, 185 nucleotides long. NCBI's taxonomy places the organism in Eukaryota, Fungi, Glomeromycota, Glomeromycetes, Diversisporales, Gigasporaceae. The record is from the annotation of a GenBank genome assembly.